This is a messenger RNA of Naegleria lovaniensis, 9609 nucleotides long. RefSeq lists its product as uncharacterized. Gene Ontology annotation, molecular function: ubiquitin-protein transferase activity; ATP hydrolysis activity; ATP binding. The transcript has a single exon. The record is from RefSeq and is a predicted model, not a curated record. Lineage: Eukaryota; Heterolobosea; Eutetramitea; Acrasida; Naegleriidae. The coding region runs from base 1 to 9609 and encodes 3202 amino acids.
AUGAGAAACAUGAUUAAUGGAGUGGAAGAGCAUUCAGAUAACUUUAUUAGAGAAAGUACAGUAUCCGAUCUUAUUGAUGUAUGGUCAUUUCUACGGGCCCUUAUACAGACCUCGUCUUCAAGCGAAACCAAGCUUCUGAACAAUCUUCACAAACUAUUAGCCAUGGACAAGAACAAGAAUAUUGAAGCGAAGCUCAAAAACUGUUCUCAAAACAUACACGGUCUGAAACGUUUACACAAAAAUUUGAGUAACAGAACAGAGUUCACCAAAGAAAUAAUCGCUCACCUUUUGGAGGAUAGUAUUACAGCUAUAAAUUUAGGUUCAUCGAUGUGCACUAUCAAAAUGAGAUAUAAGAACGGAAAGUCAAUAUAUGGUAUGGAAGAAUUGAACGAUCUAAGAAGUAGAUGUUUAUUACUUGCCAAUACUGAUACUAGAAAUGAAACGACAGCUCAUAGCUACAGGAAUUUCAUAGAACUAGUAGAUUUACUGCAAUCUAUUCAGAAAAAAGUGAUGGAGCUGUUUGAUGUGGGAUAUCCAGUUAAUAUGAACUCAGAAUUCGUAUCAUAUCAGGAUCUCGAAGAAGAAAAAAAGCAUUUAGAUAAUAUGUAUGAAGAAUGGAUCAAUGUGAAAACCAAGUACAGAGAUGAAUUUCAUAUUUUAAACGUUUACCACUCACAGCAAAUAUGGAUGAUCGAACAACAUUUAUCCAAGCUAUCAAGAAAUAUUUCUCUAGAACAGAAAGAAGAAAAUGAAUUACUAAAUUUACUGCGACUGAUAAAUCCAGGAAUUGUCAUGGAAAAGAUUACUGACCAGUUUGAUUUCUCUUUUUCGAAUGAAGACAAAAUAGAACAACGUCUUACGAGAAUAUUAACUUUUUUGUCCAAAAUUAGCGAACCAAAGGUAGCUACGGGGACCAUCAACAAGCUACUUCCAAAUGGAGCAACGGUUUGUUGCGUGGAUAAGAGAAAAAUAAUUCCUCUUUUACUUACUAUAUUCAUUGGAUGUCACGAUACUCCUUCUCCUCUUAACACACUUGUUUGCUAUGAAGAUACCUCUUGGAGUGAAGUUGAAGCAUUUCUAUUCAGGUGCAGACAGUCAAAUAGUCAACUGCAUUGUCUUCUAAAUGUUCACAAAUUGAAUUUUUAUGUCAAAGAUUCAUUGAUAGAAUUAAUUCACAAGUUUGAGCAGAAAGAAUCACAAUUUUUAAUGCUAUUAAUCACGGAAAGAGGAAAAGAUUUUCUGUCUGAAGAAAUGCGUUCAAACGUUAGAGAUUUUAAAGAACUAGAUGCCACUACACUGAAGAACUUUGUGUCAAAAAUAAGACCAAAUGUUGAGUUUGUUAUUAGUCAUAUUAAUGGCAUUGGAAAGACGGAAUACAUCAAAGAACAGUCUUUCGAACUUGGUAAACUUCCAAUCUUGUUUCCGGUUAGCGGAAGUUUAGAAAGAAAGAAACUGGUGAACAGAUUAGCAGAAAUUAAUUUUUUGAAAUGUUCCUCUCUUCAUAUUGAUAUUUCCAUCAUCAAUAAUGAUCCAGACUUUAUCGACUUUUUUCUGUUUGAGAUGUUGGUAAUCGGAAAAGUGUCUUUUGGAUCUACCAUAGUACUUUUAUCAUCCAUUCCUACCUUUAUAGAAAUUGCAAACACUGUUAACAAUAGUCUUGUUAAUUCCAUAGCAGUUCGAGAGUUCUUUAAGGUAUCUGAUUUGAGCUCUGAUAUGGACAGAUUCAUCGCAAGUGAAGAGAUACUUUCUCCAGUCCAAAUAGUUUGCCAAUAUUUACAAAGAUAUGAUAAGAACCAACUGAUUAAUAACGAUAUUGUUUUUGGACGGGUUGGAGAUAAGCAAAGUCUAAAUCCUAUUCCGAAUAACGAAUGCAUCAGACUCAUUAAGAGAUAUUUAUUGAACAAAGACCAUGCUUUAUCAUCCUUUUCAGCUGUUCACGUUUAUCUCAAUGUCCUGGCAAAUCAAUUACUAAUGAUGUCUGCGUCAAUAUACUUUAGAGUAGGUAGCUUGGAGAAGAUGGGUGCCAGUUCAAGCAUUCGUAAUGAACUACUUUUAGCAUUGAUUAAUUUAACCACCGAAUUCAGUAGCUCCGCUUCAACUCUCAACAAAAUACACGUGCUGAAUGACGACCAGCAAGCAAUGCUUGAAAUAUUUAAUGGUUUUUUGCACUGGGAGGAUUCCAAUCAUCUUUUAGUAUUAUUUCACAACAUCAAUUCACAAACAAUAUCUGCUGUUUAUAGAGAUUCAAGUCACGUACCGGAUUCUGUUAAAAAUUUAUUAAGAUCUCAACAUACCAAAUCAACUUCCCAAACAUAUACUCUGCCAAAUUAUUCAACUCUGAAAAGAGAUGAACUGCUUGAAGUUCUAAAAAAGAUUUGUCUCACAUCUCCUCUCAAUAAUAGUGAAGAUGAUAAGGAUUAUGCAUUAACACCUGAUAAUAUUUUGAAAAUGAUACUUAUCAUUACACGUGUAAGAGCGAGGGUUCCUGUUGUUAUUUUGGGUGAGACAGGUUGUGGAAAAACAUCUCUUAUCAAGUACCUUGCAAAUGUGAUCGGUGCUGUAAUAAUUACCAAGGAUAUUCAUGCAGGAGUAACAGAGGAAGAUAUCGUCAGUGUUGUGUUAGAGGCAAACACCAAAGCCAUCCUCGAAAAUGUGAAUGUUUGGUUGUUCCUUGAUGAAAUUAAUACUUGCGACUCUGUUGGGCUUAUAAGUGAAGUAAUUUGUAACAAAACCUGCAAUGGAAAGCCACUGAAUAGGAAUCUUAGUAUUAUUGCUGCUUGCAAUCCAUAUAGAUUGAAAUUACAGCAUAGUAAACCCACUGCUGGUCUUGAAGGAAAAGUUAAAGACAAAAAUGUAUUAGCGUAUAGAGUGAACCCUCUUCCUCAAUCAAUGAUUGCAUACGUUUGGGAUUAUGGAAGUCUUUCUCAGAACGAUGAACUUAGAUACAUUGCAACUAUUGUUGAUUCCAUGACAAACUUUAGUGAACUGAAAAACCUUUGUACAAAUCUAUUGUUUUCUUCUCAAGAAUAUAUAAGACAAUGUGAAGACAAAUCAAGUGUGAGUAUGAGAGACAUUGCGAGGUUUAAAAAGUUGUAUCAUUGGUUUUAUAACAGUUUGAAAGACAAAAAACCUCCUACAUUGGAAGGAAAAUCACAAAAAACAAGGAAGGAUUUAGAAAAAUAUUACAGAGUUAUUAGCUCAGAGGCUAGUCCUAACAGAAAGAUCAGAUCUAUCAUCUUAGCUCUAUCCCAUUGUUAUCAUAGCAGGCUGUCUACAGAUACUUUAAGAACGCAUUAUAGAGAAGGAGUGUGUCAAAUAUUCAAGAACCACAAUAGACAUUUAACUCCAGACAUGUUUUUAGACUGCUUGUUGCAAGAGCAGAAGGACUAUUUAUUAAGAAUGGAAUUACCUGAAGGAACAGCUCUUAAUAGUUCAUUGCUUGAAAAUGUUUUUGUAAUAUUGGUGUGUAUUCUGAACAAACUACCAGUAUUUGUGGUUGGAAAACCAGGUUGCAGCAAAUCAUUGUCUAUGCAGUUAAUCAAUAGCAAUUUGCGAGGAUUUGACUCCAAGGAUGAAAUGUUUAGAAACCUUCCUCAAGUAUAUGUGGUUGCAUAUCAAGGAUCAGAAUCUUCUACCGCAGACGGAAUCGAAAAAGUGUUUCAAAAAGCCUACAAAUAUCUGAAGGACAAUGAUAGCAAUGUCAUUCCAGUGGUCCUACUUGAUGAGGUAGGUCUGGCUGAGAUAUCCAAACAUAACCCUUUGAAGGUACUGCAUAAGCUUCUUGAACCUGAAAAGCAGAUGGUUGCAGUUGUUGGUAUUUCAAAUUGGUGUUUGGACGCUUCAAAAAUGAACAGAGCUAUCCAUUUAUCGAGGCCAGAUGCAUCUAUUCAAGAUCUACAACAAACCGGUCUCUCAAUAUUAGAAUGCUUUGUAAAGGAGGUAACAGAUACUGAUAAGGAAUGGGUAUUAGAAGUUGCAUCGGCAUUCCAUCAAUACCUUUUGCACCAGAGCUAUCAAAAUUUUCAUGGAUUGCGUGAUUAUUAUUCUUUGAUUAAGUUUUUAGCCAAGUCAGGAUAUAAUGGGUUAAAUAACGAGCUUUUGAAGGUUGGCAUUGAACGGAAUUUUGGUGGGCUUGACACAAAUGAGAUUAUAGAAUUGAUCCCACGUUUAGCCUCUGAAACACCAACUCCAAUAACAGAUCUUGUCCAACUUAACCUAGCAGAUAAAUUUGCAAGACAUUUAAUGGUAAUUACAAAUGGUGAUUCAGCCCUAAGCUUGUUAGAAAACAAGGCUGAAGUAGUUUUUGGAAGUAAAUUCCAAGAUGACCAAACAGAAGAAUAUAACUAUAGGGUUUUAAGUAGAAUCAUAUUAUGUAUGGAAUCAGGAAUACAAUUAAUUCUCAAAGACUUAGAACAAAUUUACGGUAGCUUAUACGACAUGCUUAACCAAAAUUAUACCAUUGUGGGUAAAAAGAAAAAUUGUCGUAUUGCAUUAGGUGCUUUUAGUAACCCCAUGUGUCAUGUUCACGACGAUUUCAAGUGUGUUAUUUUAAUUGAUGAGCAUAACAUUGACUAUGCUGAUCCUCCAUUUUUGAACCGUUUUGAGAAACAACGUCUUAGCUAUGCAGACAUUUUUGACAAGGAUCAAAUAGAACUGAAACACACAUUGAUCAAGUGGCUUAAAAGUGUGACAACAGUAGAGGGUACUGACUUUGAAAUAAGAGAUGCCAUACGUUCUUAUAACAAUGAAACCAUUGACAGUUUGGUUGUGAAGCACUACAGGUCUGAAGAAAAUGUAAAUGAAAUAAUUGAAGCUUGCCAGCAAGACUUAAUUUCCCUUUUCAACUUUGAGGCAAUUUUGAGACUCCCUUUUACCAACGGAGCAAACAACCACCAAGUCAUUCAGAAACUUACUCAAUAUCACCAAACAUCACCUAACUCGAGUAUCUUGCAAUACUUCACAUCAUGCUAUGACAAGAGUGAAAUGAAACUAUCUGUGAUAUAUACAUUCUCUAAUAUCCAUACCGACGUCCUGGCAUGUUUACAACACGAAUUUCCAAAUAUUGAAACCAAGUCCCUAGUUUUCAAGCUUGUACAUUUCAGUUGCGAAAAACAAGUGUUGCAAAAAUUAGAUGCAUUUUUCCGAGACACAGUCAAGCAAUAUCUGUUCAUCCAAUGUGAUGCAUUUUAUGACUCUAUUCAUCUUCUUUGGCUGAAAUAUCAAAUCAACAACCUAGCAAAUAGCUUUGGUGGUACAUUUUCAAUAGACAACAAGCAAAUUUUCCUAAUACUGCACACACAAAGACAAAUAUUUUCAGAGGAGAAAUGGAUUUUCAAUUUCCUUGGUAAAUAUGAUCAAAUAAUGAUUGAUAAUCUGGAUCAAUCAUCAUCAACAUUUGACCUAAGCCAGUCUGAUAUUAUUGCUGUUUUCAAAAAUAAUUCUGAUGUUAUUUUGGAAAAGGUAAUACCAUGGUGUUUCCAUACCAUUCGAUACCCUUCCAAUAAUCCUACGUUAUUUCAAAGAGUGCAAGACACCAUUAAAAAUGUGUCAGCUUCUCCCACUUUGAGAAAGGUAUUUUUGGAAUUAAUUGUACCAAAUAUUCCACGUUCAGAUGAGACAGACUGGAAAAAGCAUGUGUUGUGUAAUAGGCAAAGAGUAACCAAUAGCAGAUCCAUUCAUCUAGCUGUGUUUGAGUAUACAUGUGAAAUAGUAAGGGAUAUUCUAGCAAGAUAUAUUUAUCUCAUUGAAAAGUACUCCGCAUUUGACUGCAUUCUCGAGAACGCUGGUACUUCCCUCUCUGAGGAGGAGCUUGGAUUAUGGCACAAAAUAUGUUCUGAGUCAUCAAUUUUGAAUAUUCAGGCGCUUCCAAAACCUGAAAGAGAUGUGUAUCAGUAUUACGAAUUUAUACCACAAUUGAGAUUUCCUUUCAGUUCUGCACUUAAUCAGUUAUUGGAAGAGCAGCGACCACAAUACGAAAAGCUAAUCAUUGAGUUUGAGGAAAACACUUUUGUGGAGUUGACAGAUAUUUUGCGCUCUACAACAUUUCCCAAAUACAAAUUCCUGAAUCACUACCUUUAUGGUUCAGAAGAGCUGCUUAAAAAGUGCUUGCAUGACAUUCUGAAAUUGCAGUCGGCACGAUUGGGGAUGUCAGAGGAUUUUGACCGCUUUGUUUACAUUUUCGAAUUACUGUUGAGAAUGGAGACAGACUCCUCACUGACAUCCAUUUACCACUUGAAACAUCCAAUGGACGUGAUCGUUUUUAUGUGGAGACAAUCAAGACGCAUGCACGCACUGAAUGAAAUGUUGAAUCUCGUGCCUUGUAUCUUUGAAUCUAGUAGUGUUUCCACUGUUGAACUUAGAGAUAUCGUAGAGAGAAGCGCUUUGUAUUUCUUUCCCUCACAAAAAUUACUCAACGAACAAUACCACAACUCCAUUAGAGACUGGCAUCGCAUUACAAGUCAAUUUAUUCUGUUGACAAAUAGACUUGAUCUAGAGCAAGUAUCACUACCCAAAUUAGUAACGCUUAAACUUUUCAACGAGUUUAUAUCUACCUGUAUAGAUAAUAGUGAGGGAAAGGAAAUUGAGUUGAGCGAUACUUUCUAUGAUCUUGUAAAAGAAUCUACUGAUAGUGAAGACUUCACCAAUGACCAGAUUGUAUUGAGGCUGAUUGGUGAGAUACCAUUCAAGUUAAAUUCUGAGUCUGUUAACAAGUUUUUAGGAUAUCUUAUUUUACGAUGCGAUCCAAAUGCAUUUAAUGAUUUUACAGCCAUGAUGAUUCAGACUAUUAAGCAACAACAAUCAGCUUAUCAAUUACUGUGUUAUUGCGAAACUGAUAUUUUGAUUUACCUUCAAGACAGAGUUGAUCUAUUUGAGCUCGUGACAAAUACGAACUCUCUCCAUGAGUAUGAGUUACUUUCUAUUAUUGACUCCAAUAUGGAUUCAUCACUUUCUUGCGAUAUUUCUACAUAUAUUGGUGACCUUAUUCAUAGCAAUGCAUCAUUUUUCAUACAGCAAGAUCAACUACAGGAUGGGAAAAUUCUAGCAAGACUAAUUUCUACAGCUGAAAAUUCUAAAUAUCGCCCAUUUAUUAGAGUCAUGGCUGUUGCAUUCCUAAAGUAUUUUGUAGACAAAAUAGUUGAUGAGUUUAAAUUUAACUGUUGGAGAAACGACGAAAAACCAUCGAUGGAUGAUUACUCCUUUAUCGCCACAGCAAAUGAUUUGUUGAAAAGUGAUUGUCCUGAGAAUUCUCUCAAGCAUCAAUUAAGAAUUUAUUUUGCAAAGAAAGUUUAUACUCUAUUUCCUACGUUCAAAGACUUGACUCAAGCAUGCAUGGAAGACAAACCAUGGGGAAGCACCUUCUCCUUUUUACGAAAGCUACAAUGGCCAUCCCCCCAGCAUCAAGGACCAAACUACCUCCUUGUUGUGGACCACCAUGCUGAAGUUUUGAACGCCCUACAGCAACUAAUGUAUCAAAGAAAUUCUACACAAAUCCAAACCAUCCUUUCCCAUUUGUUUGUUGACUCCAAGUGGACAUAUGCCAUACUCUCUGUUUUAGUUCAACAUAUUUUCUUAAAAUAUUCUUUCGAGAGACCGUUCACAUCUGAAGAAACCUUUACAAUAACAUGGCUCAAUGAUUACUUUUCGAAAAAUAUUAAGGACCAGAAAUUGAAAGCAAUACUGCUUUCGAUAACAUCCAAUGCAUUCACGAAUUCACCUCUACGUUUACAUGAUCAGGUAGAUAGCGAAUCGUUGGAAAUGAUUAUACUGAUCAUGCAUGUUGUCAUCUUGAUCAUUUCAUACCCAAAGUGUAAUUUAGCAGAUAUGAUAUUGAAGCCUGCGCAAACUGUGAACAUGUUUAUACCAUCAAUGCCCAACUCUCAUGUUGAAACCGUUCAAUAUCUUAUAUCUGAGGAAGCAAAUGAACCCCUAACACGGUACACUUGCAACGCUUGCGGUUACAUGUUCUUUGUCGGAAAUUGUGGAAAUAUUAACGAGAAAUCAAAUUGUCCUUCCUGUAAAAAUCUUAUUGGAUCUUCGUCAAACAAGAAACUCGAUACCACACCCUUCCGUGGAGCCAAAGAUUUCCAAAUUUAUUCUGAAUAUGGCUAUUUAAUGUACAAUAUUUUGGAAAACGAACAAUGUACAACCUUUAGACAAAACACACCACUUUCUCAACCAUUUAUAAGCUUCCUAAUUCAUGGAUUAAUAUUGUUUCAACUCUCAAUUAGUAACAACAACUCUCCUUAUUAUUCUGCAAGUAAUGAAUUGAUAACAAUUCCAUACAUUUGGAAGAUAUUAGAUCAUCAAUGGAAUUACUUAUUACCAUCAUCAACGAACAAGAGUUUACUACUUAAUUUAUUAGCAUCCUCAUUGACUGAAGAUGUUUUGGAAAGUAAUACCAAUACAAGUAAUCUCUACACAAAAGAAGGACGAUCAGUAUUCGAAAAUUCAAUUACAAAACACAUCGAAGUAUUUUUGAAAAACUCUAACACGCAUCUUCAACAUGCUCUCAAAACUAUUGAAAUGGUACAACAAUCAGCCUUUUCUACUCUAGAACUUCAGAUUACUGGUAACUAUAUGUAUUCUGAGAGCGAGAAGAAGCAACUGAUGACCAAUCUGUUACGACUUAUUGAACGGAAAUCUUUUGCCAAUUUUAAGGAAAGGUUUUAUCAAGAUGUGGAUUAUAGAACAAAAUAUCCUCUCACAGAUUAUGUUUUGAAACACAAAGACAAGUUAACUCUGAUUCACCAUUUAUACGAUCUCAUUUCUUGCCAUAACUAUUUUUAUAGAAUUUUUAAUCACAAGUACACGAAGGAACAAACAAAAACACUGACAAUAGGAAAGCUUAAAGAAAAUAUGGGAGGAGAUGAAAUAUUCGUGCAACAUUUGGAACUAUUUAUGGAUACAUGGGAAAAAAUUGGUCCUCAUGUGACAAGGCAAGGAUGUACAAAAUUGGCACCAAUUACUUCAAUAGGUUAUGAUACUCAAAUAUCGUUCUUAUUUCUCAAUACUGAAGAUGAAGGCAGAUAUUUUUUGGGAGCUAUUGAAAUGCUUAUCGGCUUUCACAACACCAUAAUACAAACAGUUCUUCAAAAGCAUGACAGUCUUAAAGUGGAAGGUAUAACUAUCUAUACAGCGACUAGAAAUGAUAUUGCAAAAUUUGAGGAAGAUGAUGAUAUUUUAAUUGGAUACAAUAGUUUUUCGAAAGGUCAAGAAAUAAUUUAUGAUUACAUGUUGAUUGAGCAGCGAUUCCAAAGACUAUUGUUUAACGGGAAAAAAUUUCUCUCGUUGGGAAGUAUUAAUAGUAUUCGCUACAAGGAUGAAAUAUUUUCUUCAUGUUCCAACUUAAUCUCAAGUGUUUUGGAUUUAGUAUUGCAAGAACCGUUAGAUAAUUCUGUUCAAAAAAGUAUUGAAAAAUCACUUACUGAUUCACAGGAUGUGCUUGAAAUAUUUUACUUCUUAGAGGCAGUGUUGUGGAUGAUUAGCAAAACCAGCGCAGAUUCUAAUUCAACAAUUGAAGAGUAUUGUGUAAAAUGGAAAAGGGUUUGGCUCCACCUACUCUUUUUUUUGAGCCAUUUUAACGACUUUACUAUCAAAAAAAAAUUUUGA